Pomacea canaliculata is the source of this 2583-nucleotide messenger RNA. Its product is annotated as golgin subfamily A member 6-like protein 22. Bases 842 to 1705 code for a protein of 287 amino acids. The transcript is spliced from 22 exons. NCBI's taxonomy places the organism in Eukaryota, Metazoa, Mollusca, Gastropoda, Architaenioglossa, Ampullariidae. The record is from RefSeq and is a predicted model, not a curated record.
CUUAUUCUACUUUCGGUUUCGUUUUCUCACGAAACAUAUUGCUGAGCCUCCAGGUAUUGAACUGGUGGGACGUUUGCCAUUCAGCCGAGACGCGGAAAUUCCUGAGGUUUCUACUGCCCUGUCUGGUGGGUGACUUCUUGGUUGAAAAGAAGCUAACGUGAACAAUCAUGGGUUCCUGGAUGAGUAAAGUUCACAAAAGUACACAAACCAAUUUUUCCGAACAGUCGGAAUCCGAAAGUGAUGAUUCCUGUAUUGAAGAAGAAUUCUUCGAAUCGCUGAGCAUUUUGGAGGAUCCGAUGGCUCCCGAAGUAGACAUACCUCUGAAUGCAGAACUUCCUGACAACACCAUAGAACCACGUGACCUACCCAAUCAUGCAUUGGUGUCCAGCACGCCAACCGGAAGGUUACCGCCGCAGACAGACGACCCGAACCUGUCUUCUAUAAUAGAAGCAAGAAGUCCCGGGAGGACUCCGGUUUCAGAACCAUCGGAAGGAAUGAAGAGAAUCCUGUGGACAGUCUACUCGAUGACAACAGCGAGACAGAGAAUUUCAGAUUAUAUAGACCGAGCCCCCGGGAGACCAAGAAAAAUCUCAGCAGAGAAAAUCAAAAACUGAAGAGGGAACGCACAUGGCAGAGAGAACAGCGCUCACUGUUGCAAAGUCAACUGAAUGAACAAAAAACUGCCUUCAGGAAACUUGAGGACGAUUUAAAGAAGGCACUGGAUGAGAUCUCCUCGUUAGAACACCAAAACACUGAGAAAGGCGCGUUCAUAACAUGGAUAGAAGAAAAACUGACAACUGCUGAAGUACAGAACCUGAAAUGGAAAGAGAAGGAAUCUGAGAUGAGAGAAUCUGUCACAGAACAGCAGAACCAGCGGCAGAUGGAGAGAGAAGAUACAGACGCCAUCAUCACACAACUGGCGCAAGACCUGCGUAAAGCCGAGGUUACCAUUUCCACCACAAAGCAUGAGAAGUCAGAAACCUUGCAAUGGGCGGAAGCGAAAAUAACUGCUCUUCUUGACGAAAGAUCAAAAUGGGAGGAACAGAAAUUCCAAGCUCGAGAGUUUAAAGCAAAGCAAGAAAUACUUCUACAACAACAAGAAGCUAAAAUUCGACAACUAGAACAUGACCUGCAAGAAAAACAAAAGUCCAUCGAAGCAUUUGAAGGACGAUCAAAAUACACAAAAUGGAUGGAGGAUAAAUUAAUCAGACUUGAAGAAGAUAUCAUGAUACGAGACGACAACCGCACCAAAUAUAAAGCAGAAGAACAGAACCUGAUGCUGCAGCAACGCGAAGGGAAAACCCUCAUGAAGCAAGCUCCGGGUGGUCUCCGCGAAACACAAGGACUGGAGGAACAGCAGAGUAAAUUUACGGAGAAGAACUCAAAACUGCGCACACAAAACGAAAUGGCGCAAAAUGAACUGAAUCGACUUCGGCGGGAAGUGGCGCAGCUCCGAGAGCUCAAUGACCAUCAGCGCGAGCGCCUGGAGGUCCUUGAAGCACAAAGACGAUCAGCUAAAGACCAGGAGAGAGCUGUUGGAACCCAGCAAACUAAGUGUGCCGUGGAACUGGCGAGAGCAAGAACGCAGAUUAAACAAUUACAGCAACAACUUGGCACCAAGGACACGCAAAUCAAAAACUUGUUAGGGCAAAGUCAGAUAUCAAGGCAUGAGCAGCAAUCCCCAGGUUCCAGAAAUAGUGUUUAAGCUGUGGAAUACACAAAGACAACAAAGCAGAGUGAUCAAGUUCGUCUCAGCAAACUGCUCCCCUGGUCAAGUCGGGGAAGAUCACAUGACCGUGUCAGAAGACACCACGUCUAUCAGUGUUAAGAAUUAGGGAAAGCUGGUCAAGGAUUCCAUUUCUGAGACUUUUUUUAAAACAUCAUACCGCCAUUGUAUAUACCUACACCAUAACAACGUUGUAUCUAUAGCAGUGAACACCAAACACUGGGAUAAGUUUGUAAAUUCUUUCUGCCUAUGUUGCAAAAUCACGUCUUUCUUGCCAUUUUAACCUGUUGUUGUUGUUGUUGUUGUUGUUGUUGUUGUUGUUGUUGUUGUUGUUGUUGUUUGUUUUGUUUUUUCCCCAAUGAGGCAUUUGUUUCUCUAGCCCUGUCACCUGGUUUUUCUGUAGGCUGUCCUAGCACAUCACGCUUUUUAAAUUUUGUUUUUGUGGUGUCAACUUUGAUCUUUCUUUUUUUUUUUUUCCUUCUUUUCCCUUGAAGCUUAUUGUAUGACGGAUCUAUCAUCUAACUUUCUGUUACUGAACGUUUUCUUUCAAUUUUUGGCGUCGAAUUUUCCUCUAGCUAUCGAUGGCUCCUUGUCAUCUAAUAGUAUUAGAAGUGUUUGAGAGUAUUUAGUGACAUUACAAGACUGUCACUGAGUCUCACUCUGCUACUAGCACCAUAGAAGCCUGUAUUGACGACUUGAAAGACAGGAUGAUAACAGGUUGGUGGUGGGUGGUUGGUUGGUUGGUUGGAGUUGUAUGAUUUUGCCCUGAAGUAUGUUGUAAAUUAUUUUUAACAUUUAUUGUGUAUUUUUAGUAGUUAAAUUUAGUUAAUAUCAAUAAAUAUAUAAAGACCUGAAAA